AUGCGCUUCACCACAGUUCACAUCUUUGCCCUCCUGGCUCUUGGCGUGGCAGCCUCGCCGCUGCCCCCUACCGAGGACCGUAAGCUGCAAGCCCGCAGCCCGUCUGACGAAGAUAUCAUCCAUUUGAACGCUGGCGGCACUUCAGUGCGUGGCGGUCCCCGCGAGACUCCACACCUCAAGGAGGUUCAGCGGCCACCACCCCUACCCAAGGAAAUGAAAGAAUAUCUCAAAAAGGUUGAGAGAGAGACAGGUCUGCAACACCCGGCGCUUAACGGGCAUCGUGAUUCCGAUUCGAAAUAA
Messenger RNA from Pyricularia grisea, 300 nucleotides. RefSeq lists its product as uncharacterized. The transcript has a single exon. Bases 1 to 300 code for a protein of 99 amino acids. Lineage: Eukaryota; Fungi; Ascomycota; Sordariomycetes; Magnaporthales; Pyriculariaceae. The record is from RefSeq and is a predicted model, not a curated record.